Messenger RNA from Cololabis saira (Pacific saury), 606 nucleotides. RefSeq names its product phospholipase A and acyltransferase 4-like. The coding region runs from base 1 to 606 and encodes 201 amino acids. The transcript is spliced from 5 exons. Gene Ontology annotation, biological process: N-acylphosphatidylethanolamine metabolic process. Gene Ontology annotation, molecular function: A2-type glycerophospholipase activity; glycerophospholipid phospholipase A1 activity. NCBI's taxonomy places the organism in Eukaryota, Metazoa, Chordata, Actinopteri, Beloniformes, Belonidae. Gene Ontology annotation, cellular component: cytoplasm. The record is from RefSeq and is a predicted model, not a curated record.
AUGAGGGGUGAGGUCAGACCGGGGUGUCAGGGGAGCGAGCAGGAGGCCCCCACCAGACUUCAGUUGCCCGACCGGGAGCCCCAGCAGGAGGCAAUUUCCAGCAGUUCAGCCGCUUCAAUCAGGAAAUUCUUUGACAAGGAUAAAAAGCAGGCCAACCCUGGAGACCUGAUCGAGACCAAAGGUUAUUUGUUUAACCACUGGGCUGUUUAUGUUGGUGGUGGAAACGUUGUUCACUUCACAAAACCCGGGGGAGGAUCAGGCUCCGUCAGCGGUGGUGGUGGUGGUUUUGUUGGUGAAGGCAAAGUGUUGAAAGAGAAACUGGAGGACGUGGUGAAGGAGGACAAGUGGAUAAUCAACAAUCUCCUGGAUCAUAAAUACACACCUCGUCCAGCUGAUGAGAUCGUGAAGAAUGCCUGUUCAAUGGUGGACACAAACCUGCAUUACCACCUGUUGGACUACAACUGUGAACACUUUGCCACUGAGAUGCGCUACAACAAGCGUGAGAGUCAGCAGGCGGAGAACAUAAAAGCAAAAAUUGGAUUAGCAGCAGUAAAAGUAUGCAGAUAUGCAGCGCGAGUAGCACUGGGAGAAUCAGCAUCUCGAUGA